Molecule: messenger RNA, 1101 nt
Organism: Cladophialophora yegresii CBS 114405
Lineage: Eukaryota; Fungi; Ascomycota; Eurotiomycetes; Chaetothyriales; Herpotrichiellaceae
Exons: 3
Coding region: 1-1101 (366 amino acids)
Biological process (GO): transcription by RNA polymerase III
Cellular component (GO): RNA polymerase III complex
Source: RefSeq, a predicted model, not a curated record
AUGUCCCGCGGCGGACGGGGAGGCAGCUUCGGCAGUGGCCGCCGCAACAAAAACGCCCCGGAGAUAGAAGACUACGACCUUGACGACGACGAGGAGAACCUCUCCUCGCGGCAAAAGAAGCCGCAGCCUCUCUUUCCAAACAUAUCUCUCCCCGUCCCACGCCCGCCCUCCACGCGCGAACUCGCCGCCGUAUCCCGCCACCUUGCCUUCCGCACCCGCGUGCGCAACGGGCCUUACUUCGCGACCCUCGACCCGAGUAGCGUGGCCGACCCGACGACAGGGCGGACGCUCAAGCGCGCGGGGUUCGACCCGUUCACGGACCAGGAGACGUACUCGAGCAGGAACUACAAGAAGAAGCGCGCGGUGCCGGACUUGAAGGGCGCGGGGAGGGAAUACGCACUGAAAUACUUCCCCCAAGAACUCUGGUCGACGCUGGACCCCGCGCGCAAGCACCCGCUCUGGAAGACCGUCGACCAUGAGGACGACACCAGCGUCUCCGCCUCACGGCACCACUCACGCAAGCGCAAGCGCGACACUGCCGCCACGGCCCUCGCGGCGCUAGACGAUGCCGAGGAGGACGAGGACACGGCGAAGAAAGACGGGGACGCGCCCUCGGAAGGCGAGCAGACGGCCGGCUCCGACUCCGACGCACUGAUACCUUCAGGUAGGGGCGCGAGGCGGAAAGAGAGGAAGCAGGGUGAUCGCACGGGCAACGCGCGGGGUGAGAAGCGCGGCCUAGACGCCGAAGACGACUUCGAGCCGCCGACGAAGAAAAAAGGCCCGUCGCCGCCGUCGACGAUGCGGGCCAAGGAGAAGAAGCGGCGCAAGGCGGAGGCUCGGGCUGCGGGGACCAAAGUCGACGAUACGGACGACGAUGAUGAGGACGUCGACGCGGCUGAGAACGCGGAUGGUGAGGAGGAUAUCGGCGACGAGGACGAGGACGACGAUGACGAAGAGCCCGUGGAUUCGGACUUUGAGGAGAGCGACGAGGGGGAUGGGGACGAUUAUAAUGCCGAGAAUUAUUUCGAUGAUGGGGAUCGCGACGAUGACGAUGGGCUCGGGUUUGGAGGGGGAGGAGGAGACGAGGGCGGAGAGUUCUAG